Messenger RNA from Phragmites australis (common reed), 1573 nucleotides. RefSeq lists its product as uncharacterized. Bases 106 to 1383 code for a protein of 425 amino acids. Lineage: Eukaryota; Viridiplantae; Streptophyta; Magnoliopsida; Poales; Poaceae. The transcript is spliced from 8 exons. The record is from RefSeq and is a predicted model, not a curated record.
AAGGAAGAGAUCGCGAAGAGUUCAAUCGGCAGUUGCUGAGCCUGAGCAGUGUGCGCUCGCGCUCGCUGCCGACGUCGCCGCGAUCCACCUCCACCAGCGGCGGCGAUGGGAAACUCCCAGGCUUCCACGGCGCCCGCCUUCAGCUCCCGCUUCGUCAUGGCCUCCAGGGCCUUUUCGAAGCAGGAGCUGGACGGCCUCCGCGCGCUCUUCGCCUCCCUCGCCGCGCAGUCGCAGACCGACGGCCGCGCCAUCCCCCGGCCCGUCUUCCUCGAUUACUUUGGGUUACGUGGCGCGCUAGGCGAGAGGCUAUUUCAGUUGGUGUCGAGGGAGAGCGGCGGAGGCGACGGGGUCACGAUCGAGGAUUUGAUCGUCUCUAAAGCAACAUAUGAAAGGGGAACUCGAGAUGAGGUUGAUGAAUUCAUUUAUCAACUAUGCGAUGUUACAGGAGAUGGUAUUUUAGCAAGGUCUGAUUUGGAAUCUGUCUUGGCGUCCAUUCAUGAAACUAUAUUUGCAGAAAACAAGGAAGCUGGGGAAGGUUCAAACAGCAGGACAUUUGAAGCAUUCCUCAACUCUGCAGUAUUUUCGAAGGAUACUGAAGGGAUCUCAGACAAGUCUAUGUCAUUGUCAGACUUUAGGAACUGGUGCAUUCUCAUCCCAUCAUUGAGGAAGUUCCUUGGAAGUUUAUUGAUGCCCCCUGAUUCAGGUAUACCAGGAUUCCAAGUACCACUGCUUCACUAUCCAGAAAACAUAUCCACUGAUUUGCUACUUCUAAAUAAAGAGUAUGCCUGGCAUAUCGGAGGAGGCUUUUCCCAGCAUGAGGUGCAAGAAUGGAAGCUUUUAUAUCACAGUUCUCUUCAUGGACAGAGCUUCAACACUUUCUUAGGCAAUGUUGCGAAUGGAGAUUCACAGACUGUUAUAAUUGUUAAAGAUACUGAAGGAUCAGUUUAUGGUGGAUAUGCAUCACAGCCUUGGGAAAGGCACAGUGAUUUUUAUGGUGACAUGAAGACGUUCCUCUUCAAAUUAUAUCCUCAAGCAUCCAUUUUCCGCCCUACAGGAGCAAACAGAAAUCUGCAAUGGUGUGCUAUAAGCUUCAGUUCCGACAACAUACCGAAUGGAAUUGGAUUUGGAGGGCAGCCACAUCAUUUCGGACUCUUUUUGUCUGCAAAUUUCGAUCAAGGGCACUCAUUUAGUUGUACCACAUUCACCAGCCCUCCCCUUUCCAAGACAAACAGAUUCAGGCUAGAAGUUAUUGAAUGUUGGGGGAUACAAAUGAGGGGAACACAAGACGAAAAACCGGAGCUCGUCCAGGAGACAGUCCUUGAGAGAUUCAAGGAGGACCGGAACAUGCUGAAGAUGGUUGGUUUGGCAAACGCGAGCAAUUAAGGACUGAAAGAGGAUCACAAUUGCAAACAUAUUGGAGAGUCGGUACAAAACAUAUUUAUAAAAAUAAUCCAUCCUGAGACCAUGUCUUCUCUUGCUUAUAUACGAUUGUUCUUGUUGAGUUUUACCUCUUUAAACUGUUGGUUUGAUCUAAAGUGAUGCGGAGCUCACUGCAUGGAGCUCUCGGUUUCUA